AUGCUAAACUAAAAUUUUAAUCUAAGUGAUAAGCAGAUGGAAAAAACCUAAUUAAAUACACCCUAAUAAACAGAUGUCAAAUUAAAUUAGACUGGAAUCCACCAACGAACAGAUAGAUAAAAAAAGGAAGAAACCAAAAAAUAGUUAUUUGCAUUUGGACAUUAAUAAGCAUAAAGCGAAUUAAAAUAAGAUGAAUUUUAAAACCAAAAUAAAGCUUAAAAUGAAUAUGUUAACAUAUCAUAAUACUUAGAAUAAUAAUUAGAAAGGUACAAAAUAAUUGAAACCCAAAUCACACAUCAAAAAGACAAGGGAGUUGUCAAACGCAUUAUGUCAUCUAUUGAAACUUAGUUGGAUAAAUUAAAAUUUAAUACUUUGGAUCCAAUCACUGUUAAUAAUAGUAAAUUUGGAGAAAUUAGUUUGAUUGAAGAGUAGAAUCAAACUGAUGAGUCUUUCUAUUCCAAUUCUAAGAUACAAGCUCAUCUUAAAGAAAUAUAUAAAUUUUAUUCAAAGAUAUCCUAUGUUCGUGGCCCUUCUGAUGAUUUCAAUAGAAUUAAUCAUGAAUCAAAUACAAUGUCAGAGGGCAAAUUCAUCAUUUUCUGUAGACAAUUUGGAUUGUUGGAAAAGAGGAUUCAUCACAUCAAGACAUAAUCUAAAAUAGAUGAAACUAGCAAAUUAUCAAACAAUAUUCUGCCUCCCAAUUCUAAUAUUCUUAUUAAAAAUACUAUUCAUAACGAUAAUAAUGUGAAGGCUAAGUAUUUAUCUUUCAAAGAAUUAAAUAACUUAUUCAGAAGAGUAAACAAAAAUUAAAACGAAGUUACUUACAUGAGUUUUUUACAAUUAUUACAAGAGCUUUCAUAAUUAAUGUUCGAUAAAGAACCUAAAAUAGCCGAGAAUUUACUCUAUAAAUUCAUGAAAGUAGAUACUUAAGAAUUUCGAAAAUAAUUCAAAUCUCUCUACAUUCCUUUCAAUAGUAAGGAUCAACCAGGUUUUCGUAAACCUGAAGGUCUAUCUUGUUAAAGAUAUGAAAAUCAUUCAACAGAUUAACUUAAAUCAAAAAGACUAUUAAUAGACGACUGGAAAAAAAGUAAAUAGGAAUAGUUGAGAGAGAAAUUAAUAGUUCAAACUAAUUAGUCUAGAUCCAGAUCAACUCUAUUUGAACCAUUAUAUGUGAAAACAAGCAGCUAUAAAGAAAGAAAACUAAGAAAAGAUGGGUUAUAUGCUAACUCUCAUUAAAUUGUGAAUUGGGAAAAGUUGGACUCAUUAGAUCCAAAACUAAUUUUACUUGAUGAAUUCAAACCUGCUGAUUUAAUUUAAGAGGACGAGGAUAAUGAAGAUAAAUAUUACCUCAAAAGCUAUGAUUUAUCUAGAUCUGACAAAAAAAGUGAUCACAAACCAUUGUCGACUGAAAAAAGAGUGCCAGGUUUUAAAAUGAAAACGGAAACUACAAAUAGAAGGACUUAGAUCUCAACUAAAAUCGAUAGUAGGAUUGAACAAAACUAGGCUUAUUUUAGACUUCCAAAAUUGAGAAAUAAAUGA
Paramecium tetraurelia is the source of this 1536-nucleotide messenger RNA. RefSeq lists its product as uncharacterized. Lineage: Eukaryota; Ciliophora; Oligohymenophorea; Peniculida; Parameciidae. The transcript is spliced from 3 exons. The record is from RefSeq and is a predicted model, not a curated record.